AGUGUGGUCUUUACUGUUUUUAAGUUUAAACCUGAAAUGAGCAGUUCUCCUGGUUUAUACUUCCAUAUUGGCAAAAAAGCCAGAGAUCUUCUUUACAAGGGUUAUGCUCAACAACCACCAUUUCACUUCAGUUACCAAUGGGUCGACUGGAAUGUUGAUCUCUCCUGUCAGAUGGAAAGUAUUGUGCCUGGACUGCAAACGGCUUUAAGAUUUACCAUUCCUGAUUCUGGAAAGGUGGAACUACGAUUCUUGCACGACUAUGUUGGGAUUACUGCAGGCUCUGGAUUGAAGAUGAGCAACCACCACUCUAUAGGAAAUGAACCCUCUAUAGGACUCGACCCUGUCGUUAAUUUUUCAGGUGUAAUUGGAACCGAUUUAGUCUCCCUUGGGACUGAUAUCGCCUUUGACAUGUCAGCAAGCACAUUCAACAAAAUCAAUGCCGGUUUAACCUUCAAUAGUCCUUUCCUUGUUGCUUCAUUGACCUUGAAUGAUAAACUUGACACUUUAAAAGCCUCCUAUUACCAACCACUGAACCCCCUGUCCAGGAGUGCCAUUGCUGCGGAAUUGAAGCAUAGUUUUUUUAUUGAAAGGACGACCAUCUUGACAGUUGGUGGCCAGCAUGAACUGUUUCCUUCUACAUUGGUGAAGGCUCGUAUGGACAGUAACGGCAAGGUGGGUGCUCUUAUUCAGCAAGGUUUCUGGCAAAAGUUCUUCCUAUCUAUUGCUGGAGAAUUUGAUUUUAAGGACAACGACAGGAGGCGUCCCAAGAUCGGUCUUUCUGCGGCUCUCGCGCCUUAAAGUAAUAUAAUAUUAUAGAAGAUGUUUUCAUGUUCAGAAGACACUAAUAACAACAGCAUCUAAUGAUUGUAAUUUUACUGGUGCGAUAGUUAUAAGAGUAAAACUACAAUUACAAAAAAA
Molecule: messenger RNA, 918 nt
Organism: Pistacia vera
Lineage: Eukaryota; Viridiplantae; Streptophyta; Magnoliopsida; Sapindales; Anacardiaceae
Product: mitochondrial outer membrane protein porin of 34 kDa-like
Exons: 5
Coding region: 37-798 (253 amino acids)
Biological process (GO): monoatomic anion transmembrane transport
Cellular component (GO): mitochondrial outer membrane
Molecular function (GO): voltage-gated monoatomic anion channel activity
Source: RefSeq, a predicted model, not a curated record